AUGGGCUUCCCCACUUGUCUCGCCUUCAUCUUCAACUUGGUCGUGCUUCUGGUGUCUGGCCAGGACUAUGACUUUGGCGUCGACGUCAUCUCCCUCACUCGUCGACAGGAUCCCACCGCGCCCAUCGUCGUCAGCCGCCUGCCAUCGGCCUCCAACGGGAGCACGCCUCUGAGACUCGAGAUCCGCGACGUCAAGGCAGACAAAUACCGGUGGGAUCUGUACAUUCUGGCGCUGAGUAUGUUUCAGUCAGUCAGUCAGGACGAUCCCCUGUCGUAUUACCAGGUUGCCGGGAUACACGGUGUGCCCUUUGUGACAUGGAACGGGGUUGGACCAGCGGCGGGAGCGAGCCAGUCAGGUUACUGUCCGCAUAGUUCAGUCUUGUUUCCAACGUGGCACCGUCCAUAUCUGGCCUUGUACGAGCAAGAGCUGCACAAGCUUGCCGGUGCCAUUGCCGACAUGUUUGCCAAUGCCACUGAACGCUCCCUCUACAAGCAGGCCGCCUCGGAUUUCCGUAUACCAUACUGGGACUGGGCGUCGCCUGCACCUGAAGGCCAGAGCCACUUCCCAGACGUCUUCUGGAACUCGACCAUGAUUCAGUACGGCCCCAAUGGCGUCCAGGUGAUUCGUAACCCGCUUUACUCUUACUCGUUCCAUCCGCUGGAUGGAGAUGCACUCAUCUGGCCACCAUUGCGAAGCUGGAAUGAGACGAAACGGGCUCCAAAUACCGAAAUCAGUCAAGUCGAGCCGCCUUCGAUGAAUGACCAAGUGAACGCGGCCUUGCUUGCCAGGUUGCCCGAGAUACAGCAGCGACUGUACAUACUCUUCUCUAGUUAUCAUGAGUUUGACUCGUUUAGCAACAAGAACUAUGCCUCUUCGCAGAAUCUCAGCCAUCUGGACUCCAUCGAGGCCAUCCACGACAUCAUUCACAUCUAUGGCGGAUCUAGGGGCCAUAUGACCUACGUUCCUCUGUCAUCGUUCGAUCCGCUCUUCUUCCUGCACCACGCCAUGACAGACAGGUUGAUAUCAAUGUGGCAACUUCUCAAUCCCUCGGCAUGGAUGACUCCGCAAAUUUCAGGAGAGACCACCUAUACCUCACUGAAAGGCACCAUGCAAAACUCUAGCACUCCGCUUAAGCCAUUCAUGUCCUCAGCAGACGGCUCUUUCUGGGACUCUGACAUGUCUAGGACCACGGAAGUGUUUGGCUACGCAUAUGGAGACACCUCAUAUCGGCCUGGCGACUCUGAGAGCCCGCGGAACAAGCUGAUUCGCAAGAUCAACAGAUGGCUUGGCCAAAGCAGCCCGGCCAUGGUUCGAAUCAAGAGCCAAGCUCAGCACCGGCGGCCUAACACAACUGAUGUUGCGGACAACCACUAUACAGAGUGGAUUGCAAAUGUACAUGUCAACCACGGGGCUUUGGAUGGGUCGUUUAGCAUCUACUUCUUCGCCGGCAAGCCGCCAGACGACGUCGGCACCUGGGCAUUUGCUCCGAAUCUCAUGGGAUCGGUGGGCAUCUUCACCAUGAGCGGCAUGGGUGGCCAUGACUCAAAAAUAUCGGGAACCGUGCCGUUAACCAUGGCUUUGAUGAGACUGGUUGACCUGGGAGCUGUCCGAAAUGUCGAGCCGAGUUCGGUAGUGGCAUUUCUGCAGAGCAGGCUACACUUUCGCAUUGCUAGCAUCGAUAACGAAGAAGUCGACCCAAGUCUCGUCGCCGGGCUCUUUAUUGGCAUCAGCAGCGCCAGGGUAAAGCUGCCCAGCAGUGAGCUCGAAUUCCCGGAAUGGGGCCAGCCCAUGCUUAGGUUGGCAUUGUGGGAGUAG
Molecule: messenger RNA, 1815 nt
Organism: Trichoderma citrinoviride
Lineage: Eukaryota; Fungi; Ascomycota; Sordariomycetes; Hypocreales; Hypocreaceae
Product: Di-copper centre-containing protein
Exons: 5
Coding region: 1-1815 (604 amino acids)
Molecular function (GO): oxidoreductase activity
Source: RefSeq, a predicted model, not a curated record